Zingiber officinale is the source of this 1939-nucleotide messenger RNA. Its product is annotated as glucan endo-1,3-beta-glucosidase 7-like. The transcript is spliced from 4 exons. The coding region runs from base 305 to 1699 and encodes 464 amino acids. Gene Ontology annotation, biological process: carbohydrate metabolic process. Gene Ontology annotation, cellular component: plasma membrane. NCBI's taxonomy places the organism in Eukaryota, Viridiplantae, Streptophyta, Magnoliopsida, Zingiberales, Zingiberaceae. Gene Ontology annotation, molecular function: hydrolase activity, hydrolyzing O-glycosyl compounds. The record is from RefSeq and is a predicted model, not a curated record.
ACAAAGAAUAAACAAUCCAACAAAGAACGUGAUCCAACAAAGCCCUCCAAAUCAUUCACUUUCUACGAGCACGUGGCUGCAGGAUUCCUUCACAACUAAGCUCCUGACUCCUGUUCCAAGGAAGAAGAAUUUACUACUUCUUCUUCCUCUUCUUCUUUGUUCUUCCGCGCAUCAUUUUCUAUCUGAUAUGAUCGGUAAUAUUUGAAAUCGUGAUCGGAGAAUCUGGUUCCUUAUAGCUACCAUUUAAAUACAGCUCUCGGCUUUCUUCCCCAAAGCAGCGAAAGAACAUUCUUCUUUCUUCUCCAUGGCUUCCAGGAAUCCCUUCUGGGCCGUGAUCAUCGCUGCUCUCUUUCUCGCCCUCCCUUCUGCAAAGUCGCAGUCGUUUAUCGGAGUGAACUACGGUGAGGUUGCCGACAACCUCCCGCCGCCGGCGGACACGGCGCGGCUCCUCCAGUCGACCACCAUCUCCAAGGUCCGCCUUUAUGGUGCCGAUCCCAACAUCCUCCGCGCGCUCGCCGGUACCGGCAUCUCCGUCGUCAUCGGCGCCGCCAACGGCGACAUCCCCGCCCUGGCCUCCGACCCCAUGGCCGCAGCCAACUGGGUCUCCGCCAACGUCCUUCCCUUCAUCCCCGCCACCGACAUCUCCGUCGUUGCUUUGGGCAACGAGGCCUUCAGCUCCGGCGAUGCUUCGCUCGCGUCUCAGCUUCUCCCGGCGAUGCAGAACCUCCGCACCGCCCUCGGCGCAGCUUCCUCCGCUGCCGCCGGCAUCAAGGUCUCUACUGUCAACAUCAUGUCUGUGCUCUCCAGCUCCGACCCGCCUUCCUCCGGCGCCUUCCACGCCGACGUGCUCCCCGCGCUCAAGGGCGUCCUCGCCUUCCUAAAGGACACCGGAAGCCCCUUCAUGAUCAAUCCCUACCCUUUCUUCGCGUACCAGAGUGACCCAAGUCCGGAGACGCUGGCCUUCUGCCUCUUCCAGCCCAACGCCGGGCGGCACGACGCCGGCUCAGGGUCGACCUACAUGAACAUGUUCGACGCGCAGGUGGACGCGGUGAGGGCGGCCAUCGCGGCGGCGGGGUUCCCGGAGGUGGAGAUUGUUGUUGCGGAGACCGGGUGGCCGUACAGAGGGGACGCAGGGGAGGAGGGAGCGACGGUGGAGAACGCCCAGGCCUACAACGGCGGCCUGGUGGCGCACCUGCGCUCCCUCACUGGAACGCCGAUGGCGCCGGGUAAGUCGGUGGACACCUACAUCUUCGCGCUCUACGACGAGGAUCUGAAGCCCGGGCCGACCUCCGAGCGCUCCUUCGGCCUCUUCCGCCUCGACCUCACGCCCACCUACGACGCCGGCAUCACCAAGUCUUCCUCCAACGCCGCUGGCCCUGUUUCCCAGAACUCGACGGAGGCGACGCCGCAGAGGGCUGUGGGGAAAGGCUGGUGUGUGCCGAAGCAGGGGGCGACGGAGGCGGAGCUGCAGGCGAGCUUGGACUAUGCUUGUGGGCAGUCGGCGGUGGACUGCAGCCCGAUCCAGCAAGGAGGGGCGUGCUUCGAGCCGAACACCGUACGAUCGCACGCGGCGUACUCGAUGAACCAGUUCUACCAGGUCUCCGGCCGCAACGCCUAUGACUGCGACUUCUCCGGCUCCGCCGUCGUCACCACCGACAACCCCAGUUACUCCAAGUGCGUUUACAAUGGAGGGCAAUGAGAAGAACAUGGAGGAAGAUAAAAAGAAGAAUAAACUUUUUGAUGGUUUAUGUUUAUUAAAGGAGAAGGUGAGGAAUAAAGAUAGAUGAUGAUGGAUUGGUUCCAAUAAUUAAAGGUAGUGGAAUUAAUUGUGCCACUAGAAUUGUGUGAAAUUAAUUAUUGGUGUGUAUUAAUUAUUAUUAGAUGUUAUUCUAAAAUGUUAUUUCAAAUACCUCAUAAUUGAAUAGGCAUGACUAAAUCA